Messenger RNA from Alnus glutinosa, 1728 nucleotides. RefSeq names its product amino acid transporter AVT1I. The record is from RefSeq and is a predicted model, not a curated record. Gene Ontology annotation, cellular component: plasma membrane. Lineage: Eukaryota; Viridiplantae; Streptophyta; Magnoliopsida; Fagales; Betulaceae. The transcript is spliced from 4 exons. The coding region runs from base 517 to 1524 and encodes 335 amino acids.
CUCACCGCACCUCUCAUGCAUCAUGACGAGAAGCAACGUGAGCCCAAGGAUGUGGAGGCCCAUAACGCUGAUCAAAAUACUGUCAGCACCACCACCUCCUUUUUCAAGACCUGCUUCAAUGGACUCAAUGCAUUAUCAGGGGGAUGAAAGAAAGUACGCUGACUUUGGUCCCCGCUGAUGAGUUCUCGUUCAACCAAUGUGUAUGUGGUGCUGGUAGCCUGGUACCACUGUACAUGCUUGUCCUCUCAACUCUCAAAUUAACCUCCAACUGGCGUCAAGUUGGUGGUGGAUUGGUUUUUAAGGAUAGAUUACCCUCUCUCUCUCUCUCUCUCCAUCUACAUCUUGGAUCAUCGACGUGAGAGAAAUACUCAUCAUUCGUGUCAGAAGCCCUAUCACAAGAGAGUUGGGAUUCUGUCAGUUCCAUAUGCAUUAGCGUCAGGAGGAUGGUUGAGCUUGAUACUUCUAUUUGUUAUUGCCAUUGCAGCAUUUUACUCAGGCUUGUUGAUUCAAAGGUGUAUGGAUAUGGAUUCUGAUAUCAGAACUUAUCCUGAUAUAGGCUACCGUGCAUUUGGGAACAAGGGACGAAUGCUGGUAUCGGUGGUUAUGUAUGUAGAGCUCUAUCUGGUUGCGACAGGGUUCCUGAUUUUAGAAGGUGAUAACUUACACAAUUUGCUCCCCGGCGCAGGAUUUGAAAUUGCAGGGAUAAGAAUUGAAGGGAAACAAAUGUUUGUAAUACUUGUGGCCCUCAUAAUUUUGCCUUCGGUUUGGUUGGAUAAUCUGAGCCUUCUUUCAUAUAUCUCUGCCAGUGGGGUUUUAGCUUCUGCUAUCAUCCUCUGCUCAAUCUAUUGGACUGGGGCAUUUGAUGGAGUUGGAUUUCAUCAAAAGGGGACUCCUCUUAAUUGGAGUGGAAUCCCUACAGCUGUUAGCUUAUAUGCCUUCUGUUAUUGUGCCCAUCCGGUCUUCCCUACACUCUACACUUCUAUGAGAAACAAACGCCAAUUCACCAAUGUCCUGAUUCUGUGCUUUACCUUAUGCACCGUUUGUUACGCAUCAAUGGCGGUUUUCGGUUACUUGAUGUUUGGUGAAAACGUUCAAUCACAGAUAACAUUAAACCUCCCAACUGAAAAACUUAGCUCAAAAGUGGCAAUAUACACCACCUUGGUGAACCCCAUAGCCAAAUAUGCAUUGAUGGUUACACCUAUUGUGAAUGCUGCCAAAAGCUGGUUUCCAUGUCAAUACAACAAAAGGCUCUCUGGCCUCUUAGUCAGUACCUCCCUUGUAUUCAGCACUGUUUCUGUAGCCCUGGUUCUCCCCUUUUUUGCAUCUCUCAUGUCACUGGUUGGAGCAUUUUUAAGCGUCACGGGUUCGAUUAUACUGCCAUGCAUAUGCUACCUGAAGAUUUCGGGCACUUACAGGAGAUUUGAAUGUGAAAUGGUGGUUUUAUGGGGUGUAAUACUAAUGGGUUUUGUAGUUGGAAUAGUUGGUACUUAUACAUCUGUCAUGGAGAUAAUAAGGCAAUUGUAAGCAGAGGAUUCCUCUUUCUUGACGGUAGGGUUCAGUAAUUGAGUAGGGAGUGCUUGCUUUCAUUAGAAGCUGCUGCUGCUGUUUCAUGUAAUUUAUGAAAGCCAAUGUCUAUUAGACAAACUGAAGUGUAUAAUUUAUGAAAAGCGGAUGUUAGGAAUUUGGAAAAUUGUCCAACAAUUAUAAGAAUAGUAGCCAUUUUAGUAA